Messenger RNA from Prorocentrum cordatum, 1302 nucleotides. The record is from the annotation of a GenBank genome assembly. Lineage: Eukaryota; Dinophyceae; Prorocentrales; Prorocentraceae.
AUGGACAUGAUCGUGAACGUGUUCGCCCAUGUGAAUGACACUUGUGAGAUGCCAGUUGCGUUUGGAACCAUGUGCAAGAGUGGCGGUGCCGAUCUUGCAAAAUUAAUGCAUUUCCGCGGUGAGCUCACGAGCUGUUUGAUCAAAGAUUUGAUUGAUUCGAAGCCAAUCGGAGAGUUCCACCACAGCGAUGGAGACGGGGCCGCUCUUCCAGCCCAGGCCGUCAAGGCGUUCAUUGCCAAGAUUUCCGAGAAAGAUUUGAUCGAGGUGUAUGCUUCGGACGCGAUGCAGAGAGGCGAGCAGGAGUGGGUCGGCUUCUGGGACGCCCUCAUCAAGGGCGGCGUUGGGGGAGGCAAAAUCGCAGCCUUCCUCGGCGUGGCGACGAGCGUCGGCAGCAGGAAGCUGAAGCGGGAGCGGAGCAUCCGGGAUGGGGCCCAGGGCGGAGGGGGCUCAGCCGCCGGCGCUGUGCAGGCCGACCAGCACAACAAGUUGUUGGUCAAAGUUAGCGACCUGUACGUGUGUGCCGCGCCCACCGCCCAGUGCCACGACUUCGUGCGUCUCAUCAGCGGGCCUGCUUUGAAGUACAUCGAGUCGCAGCUGACGGCACAUAUAUGGAAGCUGCACAGGUUGGCCCACCUCAGCGGCGGGGCCGCAUCAGCUGCGGACAAUGUGUCAGUGGAUGUUUCUGGCCAGAAGCCUAAGACUGCGUGCUUGGCAAGCAAGCCCGUGGAUCUUAUCUUCGCUGCCCCCGUGACGUCCGUGAAGGGCAGGGCCAACUUCAUGCCUCUGUGUAGCUUGUUCAGUGGCAAUUUCGAGAUGUUUCUGAAUGGCACUGCGGUGAACACCAACACGAGCGACAUGAUCGUGCCAGCAUGGUGUAUCAACGUGGUUGACAAGCAGGCCGACUCCAAUGUUCAGACGCUGUUCCUGGUCGAGACUGUCUAUGCCACUGUCGGGUUCGACCUCUAUUUCACUGACAUCGCGAUCAUGUCGGAGCCAGACCGCGAGAACCCCAGCGACGGCGGCGGCAGGCCCAGAGAUGACGCUCCAGCACAGCCGCCAGCGAAGAAAGCUAAGCAGAGUGAGGGGGUUGCAGGCACUGGUGACAGCGGCAUGGCACCAGUCGUCGGCCCAGGGCCCAAUGCGGCCGACGCCGACAGCACGUUUUUGGAGGUGUUGGGCCCGUCGCAGGAUGAGGUCCGACGGGGGUCACUCUGUACGCUUUUAAGGUGUCAAUCCCGUUCGCGCGCUACCAGCCGGAGCCGCCGCAGCAGGGCGCACCCCCCUCGGCGCCUGACGCCGUGA